UUCGUUUACGAGUGUGUGUGCACUCGUAUCUAUAACGAUAGCGUGUAAGGAUGUGUGUUUCUGUUUGCGCCUGUCUCUUUGUGCAUGGCUGACUGCUUUGUCCAUCUGACUACAAUUGAAAGGGGAUCUCUAUCUCCAUGUCGGUGUGUCUCUAUCUCAGCCGCUCCACCUUAAGGGGAGCUUUAGCAGGCUGUCUUGUUUAUGUUGAAGCCAACAGGCACAAUAUAUUACAGUCCAGGGCUCCCUGCUGAAAAUCCUACAGGAUCUUCUAGUGACCUGCUGUUCUUUCCUGCUUUCCUGUUUUUUUAUUAUUAUUUAGAUUAAAAGCAAAGCUCGCUCUCUGUCAUAGUUUUUCUCCCUCUUUUUUUAAAUGUUGUAUUCCAACAGACAACACAACCCUUCAGUUUAAGGUUCUGCUCUCUCCUAUGAGAAGAAGAGGGACUGGAGGUACUGUAGAUUGUAGGUGAAUUUGGAUGGAGGAGUGUAGUGUUUGUAUCUUGUUGGAGGGGUUGGUGAAGGGACAGGAAAGGGGGGGUACUUGGGUGUAACGCUCAAGCUUCACUGCCAUGUCAGUGUGUGUGGACUCCAACUGAUCACAGAGCGGGAGAGACGGAGAGAGGAAGAGAGAAACGAGAGUGAGACUUUGGUUACACCGAGGAAACGGGAAGAAGGAAAAGGAGCCAAAGUGUUAGUGUGGGGAUUUGUUUUACCGUGAGACCUGUUUGACGGAUGCACUGACAGAGCUCUCCAAGCUGUGUCGACAGGCUCCGUGUCGGACAGGGACAGACAGAGCAGAGCUGAACGGAAAGAAGAGAAGAGAGCAGGACUGGGCAGGAGGGAGGACUGCUCUCUUCAACCUUGCCUGAGACCAGACCAAAGCAGGGGAAAGAUCUGGACUGGGCUGUGUUCCUGGUGGUGGGCAGAGGAGUGGAGGGCCAGGGGACAGGCUCUGACCUGAUAAUCAAACAGACUGAACAUCUCUCCUGGGACCAUGUACCCUCAGGGCAGGCAUCCGGUCCCUAUUCAGCCUGGCCAGUCUUUCAAGUUCACAGUCCUGGAGACCCUGGACCGCAUCAAGGAGGAGUUCCAGUUCCUCCAGGCUCAAUACCACAGCCUGAAACUGGAGUGUGAGAAGCUGGCCAGUGAGAAGACAGAGAUGCAGAGACACUACAUCAUGUACUAUGAGAUGUCCUAUGGGCUGAACAUAGAGAUGCACAAGCAGGCGGAGAUUGUGAAGCGUCUCAGUGCCAUCUGUGCUCAGAUCAUCCCCUUCCUAUCUCAGGAGGUUGUAAUGCAACAAAAUAGGAAAAACGCCAAGGGGGAUGAAUACUUUUGCAAGCAUCAACAGCAGGUGGUCCAGGCAGUGGAGAGGGCCAAACAGGUCACUAUGGCCGAACUCAACGCCAUCAUUGGGCAGCAGCAGCUCCAGCACCUGUCUCACCACACCCCAGGUAUUCCCCUGACUCCCCACCCGUCAGGCCUCUCUCUGGGGGGAGGUUCAGGUCUGCUUGCCCUUACUGGUGCCAUGGGGGUCUCAGCCCACCUGGCCUCCAAGGAUGAACGCAACCACCUGGACCCUGAGCACCUGAGAGAGGCUGCGCCCAGCAGGAGUAAGUCUGUGUCGUCGACAGACAGCCAGCAAGUGGAGGAGCGCCAGGGCCCGUCAGGGGGGUACUCCUCCUCCCAGGGAGGGGGCGACGCUAAGAGGAGGCGCUGUGAUGACAAGGAGCCCCUCCCACCUCACUACGACAGUGAUGGGGACAAGAGUGAGGAUAACCUGGUGGUUGAUGUCUCUAAUGAAGAGCCCACGUCUCCCGCAGGCAGCCCCCCUCACUCCCCCCACGGGAACGGUCUGGACCGGGCCCCCACCCUGAGGAAGGAGUUACCAGGGUCCCCCAGGAGCCCCGGCGAGGUCCCGUCCUCCCCCCUACCAUGCAGCCCCACACCGGGCAAGGCCAAGGAUCCAGCACAGGUGGAGAAGUCUGGGUCUUCGUUGUCUAAGUCGAGCACCCCGUCCCCGUCUCACCAUGAGGCUCUUACCCCCGGCCCCGCCGGCCCCAGUACGUCCUGCCUCCGCCUGGUCAGCAGGGCUGCCUCCUCCGCUGACCCUCUGGCUCUCCGCAGUCCUCUGUCUGUGCCCCCCAGUUUGUACCCGGCUCAAUUUGGGGGGGUGUCCCACGCAGGCGUCAAUGGGGAGCUAGCCAGUCCCGGGGGCUUCUCGCCCCAGAUCAGCGCUGCCGCCAGCGCCAGCGCCUACACCCGCAGCCCCUUGGCUCUCCAGGUGGCAUAUGAGUCUCGGUCCCACCUCAGGGCCCCAGGGCUGUCCUCCUCACUGCCUGGUGGAUCCUCUGGGGGAAAACCUGCCUACUCUUUCCAUGUAAGUGCGGAUGGACAGAUGCAGCCGGUGCCUUUCCCUCCGGACGCCCUGCUGGGCCCGGGCAUCCCGCGGCACGCCCGGCAGAUCCACACUCUGAACCAUGGAGAGGUGGUGUGUGCCGUCACCAUCAGCACCUCCACACGCCACGUCUACACUGGCGGCAAGGGCUGUGUCAAGGUGUGGGACAUCAGCCAGCCUGGCAGCAAGAGUGCCAUGGCCCAGCUCGACUGUCUGAACAGGGAUAACUACAUCCGCUCAUGUAAGAUUCUCCCUGAUGGGCGGACACUCAUUGUUGGAGGCGAGGCUAGCACACUGUCAAUCUGGGACUUGGCCACACCCACUCCCCGCAUCAAGGCGGAGUUGACGUCUUCUGCCCCGGCCUGCUACGCUCUGGCCAUCUCCCCCGACAACAAGGUCUGCUUCUCCUGCUGCAGCGACGGAAACAUUGUAGUCUGGGACCUGCACAACCAGACCCUGGUUAGGCAAUUCCAGGGCCACACUGACGGGGCCAGCUGUAUUGACAUCUCCAACGAUGGGACCAAACUGUGGACGGGGGGGCUGGACAACACAGUACGCUGCUGGGACCUGAGAGAGGGACGACAGCUGCAGCAGCACGACUUCACCUCACAGAUCUUUUCUCUGGGCUACUGUCCUACAGGAGAGUGGCUGGCAGUGGGCAUGGAGAGCAGUAAUGUAGAAGUGCUGCAUGUCUCCAAACCAGACAAGUACCAGCUGCAUCUCCACGAGAGCUGUGUGCUCUCCCUCAAGUUUGCUUCCUGUGGCAAGUGGUUUGUGAGCACAGGGAAGGACAAUCUGCUGAAUGCAUGGAGGACGCCAUAUGGAGCCAGUAUUUUCCAGUCCAAGGAGUCCUCGUCUGUCCUGAGUUGUGACGUGUCACCGGAUGAUAAGUACAUAGUGACUGGUUCUGGAGACAAGAAGGCCACCGUGUAUGAGGUGGUCUACUGAGAACAGGAAAUAAGUGUGUGUGUGUGUGGGGGGGGGGGGGGUUACCUACUUCAGGACUACAGCAGGGCAGGUGGGGGCAGCUAUGGCUCUUUUGUACAGUAGCAAUGCUCUCCAGCUCCGGCUCCCAAAGGACCCUACAACAACACCCCCCUCAUCUCAGCUAGCUGCACCUCCCAGCGUGUACACUACCACCAUAGCCCUGAGGAUGAGGCAGGGUAGAAAGAGGGAGAGAUGCGUAGAGCGCAAGAGAGAGGGAGAGUAAGAUGGAGGGAGAGAGCGAGAGAUAACAAGAGAAGGAAGAGGAGAGGGAGAAAAGGAGGGUAAUUAGUGUUUUCUGAUUAAGAGCUCAGCAGAAGGGAAACCCCAGAGGAGGAGCGCGCCACUCUGGGAGCUGCAGCGAGGAGCACUGAUACCAGACAAUCGAUUCAUUAGUCAGACAGUGGAACCCUUAAUGAUGCCAACGCUGCGCCACAGCUCCCCAGCCAGGGGUGUCAGGAGCUUGGGAGAGCUAUCACCGUGAGCCAGGCUGGAGAAGUGCUGGAGCUCUGCCCCAGAGAUAUACACACACACAGCCCUGCACCCAAUUAAAUAUUCAUAGCAGCGCUCCCCGUCUCACUCCCCUAAUAUCUAUUUUACUUUUGUCUCACAAAGGCCGCGUUUAAUGAGGAGCAGAGUCAAUCUGAGUCUCAGCGGGCCCCUGUGCCACAAACACUAAACAGACAGGAGCAACACUGGGCUACGCUGUUCAUCUUCAUGCUUACCAAUGGCUUGUUCUCCUGACACCACUCACCCUUUAAUGCUCAUUUAACUUCCCUGUUUAAUACUACAUGCUUCAACUUGUAGCAAAUAAGGAAAUUGAUGAUAUCCACGUAUAUUGCAAAACCCUGCUUCGAUAGAACUUGUCACGGAGCUUAAUGUGUACAUUUGUUUUAAGUCACGCUCAAGCUACUUGAAUAGUUGUUGCUUUAUGUUUUAAGAGGGUGCUGUGUUUGCCUACGUCUGUACGUUGGCCUUGGAGAGCAAAAUGAAGCGAUACACUACACGACCUAGUGACACGACCUAGUGACACGACCCACGACCUAGUGACACGACCUAGUGACACGACCUAGUGACACAAGUGGGUGAGGGAAAUAUGUCCUUUUGUUUUUCUUUUUUUAUCUAUCUGAUGUGUCCUUCUCCUUGGUGAUGGUGACAGGCAUUGGACUGUACUACCCUUUUCACAACACCACAAGGGCCCUAAAACUGGGCUACCAUUUUGGGGAAGGCUUGUUCCGAUUCCUGUUUUUGUUCCCGUUUCAAGCAGAAGUAAUAACUGUACUUAUGUAGGUUCUCAGUCAUUAGUGUGUAAUGCUAUUUCAGUGUUUCUGUUCAGUCUGUAGUCAAUCAGUAUACAGCAGCAGGUGUUAGGUCAUGUCGCUGUGUUGGGGAAAGGUGAAGAGACAUUGGGAAGUGUACAGUAUAUGGUGCCUGCCUCACCACCCCACUCAUUGCCUGUCAACAAUAGACAGUCUCUCUCAAUUCAAAAUCACAUUUUAUUGGUCACAUACACAUAUUUAGCAGAUGCUAUUGCGGGUGAGUGUCUCAGCUCACUGACCACGUUUACAUGUGUACUUGUAUUCCGGAUUGUAGCUCAUAUCCCGCUUAAGGUCUUAUUUGGGAUCAGUUAUUUACAUGCACCUUUGAUAUCCCUAUCGUGAGAAUCCCUGUAACCAUGAAUAAACAUAAUAUUCCUCAUUUUAAGUUCAUAUGGGUUAAAUGGAAUAGUAACUGAAUAUGGACACUGACUGUAGGUCUAUAACCACACAUGUAGUGUAAUAGAAUAUUAACUCCUGCUGAAUUAUGCAUUUCUUGCAGUAAAAUUAUACAAUUAAUGUAAAUUGUCAGGAACUAGAGUGAGAAAAAUGCGUUUUAUCUUUGACACUUAUGCAAGCAGACAGUAUUUCAACCACAUGAAAAUAUGCACCCAAGACAAACAAGUCUUUUUAGAAAUGUGUUUCAUCAUUUGAUCAGCUUUUCAUUUCCUUAAAACCAGUCAAACUGAUCACAUUUGGACAUUUUCCACUGUUUGAAUUAUUGCAUUUUCUCCCCGGUCCCUAACGAAACAGACAACUUUACCGGUGUUCAUUCUAUUGAUGUAAGACAUUCUGGUGCGUACUACUUUUUUAGUCUUCUCGGGCAACAAGUUAUGACAGAAGAGAAGCUGCAUGAAUCUAACUAGUUGGCAAAUGGCUUACCGAAUGUUGGAAAUUAUAAUCUGGCCUACUAAAUGUCCGAAAUUUGUCAAAAUAAGGGUGAAAGUAGUCACUAAGCUAUACGGUCCAGUACGGAGUCGAGGAAAAAUUCAUUAUGGAAAUAUUAUGGUAGCCUACUUUUUGAAGUGAUUUGUUUGACAAUCAGAUGAAAACAUCACCCAACACCCAUGAUAUUCGAAACGGGAUAAGAUGUUUAUAUGCCACAGUAUCCCGUCAAAGAUUAGCACAUCCCAGGCAUCUUAUCUGGUUCUCUCAUAACCGGGAUACAAGCUUUUUCAGGUUAUUGUAAAACAUAUCCCGUUAUAUGCGUCAACUUAGAAACAGAAUACUUAAGUAUCCAGAAUAUCGGGAUAUUGGUGUGCAUGUAAACGUGGUCACUGUCAGUAAAACCUCCACAGCCCCUGCUUUCUCUGUUACGACAGUUAAUGAUUUUUGUUUUAAGUGCUCGAUUCAAGCCGUAGCGCGAUUGAAAUUUAAGGGUCAUCUUCGAUUGAGCCGACAUAUGCAGUGUUUACCGUUAAUGAAGUCUCCUUGAAAAUGGGAACAUUUAAAUUUCUACUGCACUGUAGCACAGCUCUUCAGCGCUACGGAUUGAAUAGUGCUCUUAUUUAAUGACUUAAAGCCAAUGAACUUUUAAAAAAAUGCAUUGUUUUCCUUCCUAACGAAUUUUCCAUGUGUUCUACAAGAAAUACGACUGGAAAAAUAAAGUGUUCAUCUUUUAA
Molecule: messenger RNA, 6317 nt
Organism: Salmo salar (Atlantic salmon)
Lineage: Eukaryota; Metazoa; Chordata; Actinopteri; Salmoniformes; Salmonidae
Source: RefSeq, a predicted model, not a curated record